GGACGCAGCGGUUUGCGUUGUAUCAAUGCAGCGCCUAUCAAUGGUUGUGUGGUGCUCGUUGUAGGCUCCGCUGUCAGCUGCCGCAGGAUAGCCGCUUGGGUUUGGAGUUAAGUCAGUGAGCUCUUGUGAAAUAGUUUGGCAUGCAGUCGUGAGUUCGGACGCGGGCGGCAUCAAUGGCACUGUGUGGAGUUCAUUUCUCGCGCUGGGCCGCGUAUUUGUCGACCAGUUCGCAUCGUUGUUUGCGCCGGCGUUAUCAAUGCUAGGCCUACUCCAGCCGCCUUCAGCUAGUCGCUUCGCCUCCAGACAAGCCAGCAUACCAGCAAGACUAGAAGGAUUGCGCCAGAUGGGACCGACCUUGAAGGCUUUUCCUGUCGCACCUGCGCUGUCGCCAAGCGGGGAGAUGCGGCUCGCUUGAGCACCUUUUGUUCUCAACCGGUGCGCGUGUGUUAGUGCGUGAGCGCCAGUGCGACCACUCUUCCUGCCUCACCAUGGAUCGGGCCAGCCGGGCCAUUCGACGGAGUGGUGCCCGGCUCAAAGCGCUCAAUGGGGGUCACGCUGACCUGAACCUGGUCAUCUCAGAGCUCCGGGACAUCCGCCUUGCCAUGAAGUCCUUCCUUACGGCACAGAAUGCGGUGGCCCAGGACAUGGUGCUGUGGGCCCAGGCUGACGAGAACAGGAUAAUUCAGGACGUGAUGGCGCAGUUGGUAGAACUGAAUGCUCUCUGGACGGACAUCCAGAAGGAUUUUGUGGAGCACCUGAAGACGUUCCGACACCAGUUUGAGCUGAUCCUGGAAGGGGAGCGGCAGGUGGACCACUCCCGCAAUGCCCUGGCCGCUUGCGAGCAGAGGGAGCUGCGCAUCAAGAAGGAACUCAAACGGGCUGCCAAGAAGGCCACUGUGGAGGAGAUUAGCAACCUGGAACUGAAGCUGGCUCAGGCUGAGCGGGCCAAGGACCUUGCCCAGUUCGAAACCCUAGAGAAGGUGCAGGAGCACGAAGCUGUCAAGUUGAUCCGGCUCAAGCAGGGUCUGCUGCAGCUGAGCGACGCCUACCUCGCCCUGGCCAACAAGGGGGCCCUGCUGUUUGAGGCCCAGCGCGAAAUUGCUGCCCACAUGCCGGACGUGCCACCCCACUCAGCCCUACACGACUUCAAGUACACCGGCUCGGGGGCCAUGAAGCAAGCCGUGCAGCGAGCCAAGGACCGCGUCGAGCAGUACCACUGCUACCAGUACCGCCUCAUCCCCCACUGCCCCUCCGUCGAAGAGCCACCUCCUCCAUACACGCCGGGAUAUUAUGACCCAACCACGGGGCUUCCAUACCAGGCAGCGCCUGGCGGCGGUGACUGCUGGGCAGGCUCGUCGGUACGGCAACGGGUCACGCCGUCGUGUCCCUCCGGGCCGCUCCUCGUGCGUGGUGUCCGCAGCCCGCCGCCGGUGCCGCAGUCGACGCCAUCGCAGCGACCGCACGUGACCCCCACCGUGGAGCGAGGGGCGUCGCUGUGGCCCUCGCCUCCAUGGGGGGCAUCGCCCGAGGAUGAGGAGCGCCUUGCUGGAGCCAUGGGCGCGGCGAGAAUCGGAUGACGCUCCUCGUAGCCCACUACUGCACAACCAGGAGAGCCUUUGACAGCACCACAAUCGGCGACUGUGCCCUGGCGGCCGGUGUCUACAUAAGCGACGCGUUCGCCAGCGGCUGUGCGAGUUGUUGGUGCUGAGUCUGCCUACAUGCUCAGUCUGUGUCUUUGGCACACAUCUCUAUAAUCGGAAUGUUGUUUUUAGUAACCAAAAGCUAAGCUUUUGUGAGGUCGCACCAACUGACUCAGUUUCACACACUGAAUUCUCGGAGGGCUGUGAGCAAACUGCCACGUUAGGGCAACUUUCUCAUGUGAUGAUCUGGGAGCCGCAGCAGGUGGGGCAGCAGAAGCACACUGCAUGGGAAGCGUGUGAGCUUGGUCUGUUGGUUUGUUUUCCUGUACGAAGAUUUUUGUGAUCUUUAGUGGCACUGUUUAUUGGAAGUGCCCACAUGAAAUUAGCACUGGGCGCUGUGACAUUAGGUUGGUCGUAUCUUGGCUUUUGAUGCAAAACAAAGGUCGAACUACAUGUUACUUUUCUAGACCCGUGAACAAAUAACACGAUUACAGGCCUGCAGGAUGGCAGAGGAGCAAGGAAAGAAUAACUUUCAUCCUUGUAACUUCGUUAGCAGAAGUAGUAAGCCGCAGACGCAAGCUUGAUUCAGAUUAAUUUGUUUUUAAAUUACGGUAAUUGUUUGACUGAACACGCAGCUUUCUUUGCAUGUCAUGUUCUCCUUCUGCUUUGACUAUCGCCAAAGAGGUGAAAAGGCUCUCUACAGCCAGCCAUUGUGCACCGUUUCAAAUAGUGGUGGAAUAUGUCAUGCCACGGGUUUGCACCUGUUGUGCGCAGAAGGCACUGGCAGAGAAACAAAGCUUGUCGUCGGCAUUACGGCAGUGGUUGCAGAUGGUUGUUGACUUUUCUAAGUGUGUAGUUGUUGCUGUUCGAGUCAGCAGUCCACAACCUUUUAUCCGAAUGUCUUGUCUUGUGCAGCUUUGGACGUGUGUGUGUGUGUGUGUGUGUGUGUGUGUGUGUGUGUGUGUGUGUGUGUGUGAGCGAGCGCGUGCGUGUGCGUGAGAACAUGUCAGCACACAGGCUGGCCUGUGCUGCAUGGAGUGAAGAGUUCCAUCGUGGGCGUUCCCUUUGUCUUCCCUCGGCCAGUGUGUCGUAUGUUAAAAAAAAAAAAAGGAAACACCUGGUCACAAUUCACCCGGGCUGCAUUGGAGCAAAGGCUUUAUCCCCUCUUACCGAUUUCGCUGUGCUUGCUUGUAAACCUUCUCUCCCACUCUUCUGCUAUGCUUGCUGCUCUGAUCAGGAGCUGCUCUUUCUGGCUUUUCCACGAUUGUGGUGCAAGUUCUGCUCAGUGACGCAUUCACCGCUGUUGACGCACACAUCUGCCAUGGCAACCAUAUCACCCUGGUACUAUGUUGAACAAUUGUUGGCCUAUGCUGUUGCUCGACCAAGUGGGCAAGUUGUGACCUUGACUGAGAUGACAAUGCAGGUGUUCUUUCAUAGAGAUGACUUUGUUGUGGUCAUUGCUGCUCUUCCUUUCUAGAGAUUUCUCAUUUUCUUUUCUUAUUUUUUUCUUUUUCUGUUUUGUUGACCCUGGUAUAGUUUUUAGCAGGAGAAAGCACUGCGUGGUACUUCCCCGCAAACCAGCUUGCGAAGGUACUCGCUCAGGGUACCAUUCAGGUGCAUUUUCUGUGGUGCUAACUGCGCCAACCUGAUGCCUUUGCAGCCAGAUUCGUGCGUUUUGGCGAAACUUCUUUACACUUGGGUUGUUUAAUAUUGAGUAGGUUUAGGGAAUUUUUUCUUUAGUAUAUUCCUUUACCAAGCUCUUGAUUUUGUCUAAAGAAAAUUGGAUGUACAGCUGUUCCGAGAAAUUGUUUAGGGUAAGUGUCAUGCCAGUAGAUUUGAAUAAAACUAGUACCAUGUUUGUUUUGUA
Messenger RNA from Dermacentor albipictus, 3507 nucleotides. RefSeq lists its product as uncharacterized. NCBI's taxonomy places the organism in Eukaryota, Metazoa, Arthropoda, Arachnida, Ixodida, Ixodidae. The record is from RefSeq and is a predicted model, not a curated record.